AUAUCUGCAAAGGCUUGUAUACAACUAAUAUUUUGAAAUUUUCGACAAAAUGAUGCCACCGUUUUGCAACGCUCAACAAACGUCCGGAGUUGUGAGAGAUGCAAAUGGUCAGAUCGUUCCCAAAAAGAUCAUAAAUCCGUGUUUGGACUCGGUUGAUCGACAGAAUUUGCACAGAGAACUUAUGUUUAAUCAGAAAAUAGGGCGUAAUGUUUUGGACCAAAAAUCGGAACUGGAGAAAGUACUACGAAAGCAAAAAGAAAAACAGAAGAUCAACAGUGAACAUAAACCAAAUCAGGGCAUUAGAAAUGAGUUACACCUUGCUGUGCUGCAAAGAGCUAAUCGAAAGCAAUUGGAACGUGAGCAGAAUGAAACCGACAAUCAACUGAAUCCUGAAUAUUUAAACGCUCGAGCUAAACUUAGAGCGACUCACUAAAAGCAAAACAACAACAAAUUUACUAUAUUAAUAAGUUCGAAUGUUAGAGUUGCUGUUUCAAAUUAAUUUUAUUAUUUUUCGUUUUUUUUUUAGCAAUUGUAACAAUUUAUUGAUUUAUUAACUUUUAGUGUAUUCGCAAAUAAAUGUAAAAUGUAUAAAU
Bradysia coprophila is the source of this 593-nucleotide messenger RNA. RefSeq names its product protein FAM107B. NCBI's taxonomy places the organism in Eukaryota, Metazoa, Arthropoda, Insecta, Diptera, Sciaridae. The record is from RefSeq and is a predicted model, not a curated record.